Molecule: messenger RNA, 2695 nt
Organism: Hylaeus volcanicus
Lineage: Eukaryota; Metazoa; Arthropoda; Insecta; Hymenoptera; Colletidae
Gene: Mob4
Product: MOB kinase activator-like 4
Exons: 4
Coding region: 118-783 (221 amino acids)
Cellular component (GO): cytoplasm
Source: RefSeq, a predicted model, not a curated record
AUAAUUAGUGGUAUGGUGUCGCUAGUCUCUAGACUCUAGACUGACAUUACGACACACCAGCUUUUUUUAUAUGAUAGGAUCGAACGCGCACGCUGAUCAAGUGCAACAACUGGCAAAAUGAAGAUGGCGGACGGACCUACGAUCCUCAGAAGAAAUAGGCCCGGAACAAAAGCAAAGGACUUCUGCAGAUGGUCCGAUGAACCAUUCGAAGAAAUGGACAGUACGCUGGCUGUACAACAAUAUAUCCAACAGAUGAUUAGAAGAGAGCCAUCUAAUGUUGACUUGAUACUUAAAAUGCCAGAUUCACAAGACGAAGCUGUAUGGAAAUAUGAACAUCUCAGACAAUUUUGUAUGGAGCUUAAUGGUUUAACAGUGAGGCUGCAAGAAGAAUGUCAUCCAGAAACUUGUACGCAAAUGACAGCUACUGAGCAAUGGAUAUUUUUAUGUGCUGCACACAAAACACCCAAAGAGUGUCCAGCUAUUGAUUAUACCAGACAUACGCUUGAUGGUGCAGCUUGCUUGCUUAACAGCAAUAAGUACUUUCCCAGCAGGGUUAGUAUUAAGGAAUCGUCAGUUGCUAAACUUGGAUCUGUUAGUCGCAGAGUUUAUAGAAUCUUUUCUCAUGCAUACUACCAUCACAGAACAAUAUUUGAUGAAUUCGAGAAUGAGACAUUUUUAUGUCGCAGGUUUACCGCGUUUGUAACAAAAUAUAGCUUGAUGUCUAAGGAGAGUUUAAUAGUACCGAUAAUGGAAGAAGAGGAAACAACAGAAAGUGAAGCCUAGGACUUGAAUAUUUAUGUAUAUUGCCCAAAGUCGAUUUGUCAGAUUUAGAGAGAUCAUUGGCAUUGCUGAAAUACCUCUUGUAGUUCCGAAUGCGACAAGAGUAUUGAAAAUGGGUCAGUAAUUACUUCAUCUAAAAGGCAUUGUGAAUUUCCAAAUUUAUCACUAGAAUUUCUUGUUCUUUAUCAUAUUAAAAAUAAAAGUCAUUUUAAUACGAAUUGUACAAAGCAAAUUUUCAUGCUUAAUGAUCAUAUUUACAGAGUCUGUUUAUCAUUCAAAUGUUUAAGAUUUCAAAUAUAUAACAUAAUCGAAAACAUGAGCAAACUGUUACGUAAUCUUUUUAUACACAGUUACACUUUCCAUUCUGUAUUAGCAACUACACGUCGCUAUAAUAUUAAUUAACUCUUUUAUGCGUUUACAUUCUGAAUGUAAUAAAACAGUUUCAAAUUGUUUUGGAAACUGAACUUUAAUGUAUAUCACCUAUAUAAGUAUCGAAUACGUAACAAGAAAUUCAAGUUUCACUUUUCUCCUAUUAUUAUAUACUUUAUGCUUUUGUUUUUAUGUUGUAUAUUUCUGUAAAAAUACUUGAGUUUAUUUAAAUUAAUAAUUAUAGAUAAAUUCAGACAAACUUUGCUUGAAUGAAUUCAUUUCCGAUUCUCACUCUCAUGUUAAAUAAACGAAGAAGUACCUUAUUUUGAAUAAAUAAGUUAUAAUUAAAUUAAUAACUAAAUUUGUUGCAAGAUAUUUUCAUUGACUGAUUUUUAAUACAUUAAUAUAAAUAUAACUUCAAAUUUUGUUUGAAUAGUAUAAUUCACAAUGAGGGAAUAGAUUUAUCUAUUAAAAUAUAAAGAAUGCAUUGGUAUAAUGUAAUCAUAAUCGCAGUAGAAUAAACAUAUUAGAUAAACUGUUAUAUGGUAUAUUAAUGGCAGUGAUGGUAAUAAAUGUAGUAGUAUGCUUAGCUAUAUCAUAUUUAUUUCCCACGGUAACGAAUCUGAAACAUUCGUCUUCUUUUUACUUGUUGGUACAAGUUUAAAGAAGUUACAUUUUUAUUGCCCAAAGGGUUAGAUGUAAGAAAUGAUUACAGUCCUGCCGCGUUAUCGGGACAUUCGCAUUUUGAAAAAAAAAAAAACAUUGCCGAGAAAAGCAAUACCAAUGCAGGACGAUUAUCCACAUCACUGCCAAAUACACAAGCUCUAAAUAAGUAGUCUUCAUCAGCGGUUAAUGUAAAAUUAAAGGAAUCAAAUGUACUGUCGACAGUCUUUUGUUUCGAGCAAAGACAUUUUUGUAAGCUUGUAAGACUUUGAUACAAUGUUACUAAAGAACGAUCAGAAAAAUUGUAAAAUAAUCUGUCUCCCAGUUUCGCCAAUGAUGAACAACAGCGUAAUCUAAGACUUUCAAACGAUUUAACUUAUUGUUCGCGAAAACACAGUAGCGGUGCGACGGUCUUUUUUUUUUUUAUUUUAAGUUGCAAGUAAACUACCGCCGAAGGCACAGCAAUUUUCGUACUAUGUAUAUAAUUUAUAGUCGUUGUAGUUCGAGCAAGUUGUAAUACAACAUUUUCAACCUCAGGUUUUUUAUAUCAUAUUUAUCCUUCCUUCAUAUACUGAAAAGGACUUUAAAGUUAGGGGUUGAAAAGCGUUCCGAUAGUUUGCUUAGACUAUAACGAUUACGAGUUAUAAUUACUAUCGAGCGAGUCGUCGAUCUAACAUAGAAUUUCGUAUUAUUUAAUAUAAAUAAGUUCGAGAUGUUUGUGCACACCUAUCGUAAUAUUGUAUAUAUGGUUUGUAAAUAAGAAGUCGAAAAUGGUGCGUUCAUCAAAGGAGAGACCGAGACGACACGAAUAUAUCGUUAUACGAUUACUUCUGUAACGAAUGUGUAUGUACCGACAAAAAAUAAACUUUCUACUUGAUACGGA